GCCCCCGUCCGCCGCAUUGUCCCGGGCCCCGCGCCCUGGCCCUGAGCUGCGCCGCCGCAGCGCCUGCCUGCCGCCCGCCGCCCGCGGGGCCAUGCGGAGAGCCGCCGGGAUGGAGGACUUCUCCACAGAGGAAGAGGAGCCCUGGUACGACCAGCAGGACCUGGAACAGGACUUGCACUUGGCCGCAGAGCUGGGGAAGACGCUGCUGGAGAGGAACAAGGAGCUGGAGGAGUCUCUGCAGCAGAUGUAUUCCACCAAUGAGGAGCAAGUGCAGGAGAUCGAGUACUUAACCAAGCAGCUGGACACGCUACGGCACAUGAAUGAGCAGCAUGCCAAAGUAUACGAGCAGCUGGACCUGACAGCCCGAGACCUGGAGCUGACCAACCAGAAGCUGGUGCUGGAGAGUAAGGCUGCCCAGCAGAAGAUCCAUGGGCUGACGGAGACCAUCGAGCGCCUGCAGGCGCAGGUGGAGGAGCUGCAGGCCCAGGUGGAGCAGCUGCGGGGCCUGGAGCAGCUGCGCGUGCGCCGUGAGAAGCGGGAGCGCCGGCGCACCAUCCACACCUUCCCCUGCCUGAAGGAGCUGUGCACCAGCCCCCGGUGUGAGGAUGCCUUCCGCCUGCACAGUUCCUCCUUGGAGCUGGGCCCGCGGCCCUUGGAGCAGGAGAACGAGCGGCUGCAGACCUUGGUGGGUGUGCUGCGUUCCCAGGUGAGCCAGGAGCGGCAGCGCAAGGAGCGGGCGGAGCGCGAGUACGCGGCCGUGCUGCAGGAGUACUCGGAGCUGGAGCGGCAGCUGUGCGACAUGGAGGGCUGCCGCCUCCGCGUGCAGGAGCUGGAGGCCGAGCUGCUGGAGCUGCAGCAGAUGAAGCAGGCCAAGACCUACCUGCUGGGCCGGGAGGACCACCUGGCCGAGGCCCUGCUGGCGCCCCUCACCCAGGCCCCCGAGGCCGAUGACCCCCAGCCCGGCAGCGGGGUCGACUCGGCUGCCCAGGACGGCGUCUCCUCGCCGGCCGCCUCCCCGGGCCACGCCGUACGCAAGAGCUGCAGCGACACUGCGCUCAACGCCAUCGUGGCCAAAGACCCAGCCAGCCGGCAUGCGGGCAACCUCACGCUGCACGCCAACAGCGUGCGCAAGCGGGGCAUGUCCAUCCUGCGGGAAGUGGACGAGCAGUACCACGCACUGCUCGAGAAGUACGAGGAGCUGCUGAGCAAAUGCCGGCAGCACGGCGCUGGGGUGCGGCAUGCUGGCGUGCAGACCUCGCGGCCCAUCUCCCGAGACAGCUCGUGGAGAGACCUCCGUGGGGGCGAGGAGGGCCAGGGGGAGGCCAAGGCAGGUGAGAAGAGCCUGAGCCAGCACGUAGAGGCUGUGGACAAGCGGCUGGAGCAGAGCCAGCCGGAGUACAAGGCGCUUUUCAAGGAGAUCUUUUCCAGGAUCCAGAAGACCAAGGCUGACAUCAAUGCCACCAAAGUCAAGACGCACAGCAGCAAGUAACCCUUUCCCCGCCUGCAGCCUCCCCCAGGGUCCGGCCAUGGGGCCCCUCCUGCCUAGGCCAUGCAGCCUCUGGUGAGGGAGGGAGCCCAUCAGCAGCAAUACGGCCCAGGGGAGGCUGCUGUCUGGCCCAGGGAGUGUGUGGGGGAUGCAGCUGUUCUCUGCUCACUCGGGAGGUGGCCAACACCUAACACAUCUUGCCUCCCAGGACCCUCCACCAUCCUGCGUCAGCCCGAAGACGCAGCUAAGAGUUGCAAAGCCAAACGUCCCCCCUCCCCCAGGGAUUCCCAGCUCCCCAGCGCUUGGCUUCCUGACCCUGGGCCUUGUUCACAGAUUUGUGGCCAGGCUUCUGAAAGCCAUUCUGGACCAUUUGGCCUUUUUUUGUUUUUUUCCCAAAGUUCUUUUUUUUUUUUUUUUAGAGAUUUGCAAUGCAAGGUCUCCCUGACCCCUUCCCACAACUGGAAACACUUGAAGGGGGAUCCCAGAGCCAGCUGUUGCAGGUUCCAAGGGUCUCCUGGGCCACCCACUGCUUCUCCCCAGUUGCAACACGCUGUCAUUCCCUUAGCACCAGCUGCCCCACCCCCUGGGUCCUGACCAGGUCAGAGACAGCCCCUGCCAUGCAGAGCAGAAUGCCGCAGACAGGCCUGGAAUGCCCCCCACUUCUCCCUGGAGACCCUCAGCCCACUGCAGAUCUGUAGCCAAUCAGAGGAGGGGAACAGGGAGCCCCUCGGCAGCCAUACGUGAACAGUGCGCCCUGCAUCCCUCAGAGCCAGCCUCCCCAGGCUCCAGCCCUGGAAAUGCCUUCUGGCCAGUAAGCCUUCCAGCAGCCUGGGCGGUGGGGAGGCCCCAUCUCUGCACGCCACCUCUGACUCACCAAGCUUGGCCUCUGCCUGCCCCCAUCUCAGGGACCAUGACGUGUCUCAUUCACUCCCAUGCUCUCCACAGGCCGACCCCUCCUCAGAUCAUGCCUGCUGCCCCCAGAAAGUCCCAGGUGUGUGCCACCAGCCAGUGGUCCCAGCAUCCACCCCUGCCCCCUACACUGGGGACUGCCCAAGAUUCCUACCCUAUACUGAACAGUAUUGAAAUGUGACCUGGUGGGGAGCAUAUCUCCUCUCUCCCACAGAAUGCCUGUUCUUAACCUCCCACCUUUGUGGGGGCUUUUGAGGACCCACCUGGGUCACAGGUUAAACCUUUGUUUAAGGCUUCAGAAAGUCCAGCUUCAGCUAAGAGACGUCCAGGUCCCCAGCUUGCCCUGAGCAGUUCUUCAGAGUUUCCAGUUCCUUCUACCACCCAUCCUGAGAUCCUAGAAAUGGGAGGAGCCACACAGCCUGGUGGAAGGGGCGGUGGAAGGGGGCAGCCCCGGCCUCUGUGCUGGGAACCCAGCAGGGACCUUCAUGCCUUAUCUGUUUCUAAGGGGUAAAGGGGUUUUCUUAACAAGCAUGCCCGACCUCCCUGGAGGCGCUACCCUGCUCUCUGGGCGGCACUGUGAUGAGCGCUGUCCGCUGGUCUUUCCGUUCACACAUCUUGGAACCCUUUGUCCUUUGGAGCUGGGCAGCUCCCAGCUCUCCGUGUGUCUCUGUCAUCUAGGGUGGAGGGGAUAGGGUGGGGGAAGGGCUCCUGCCUGUUUGCUCCCCAGUUCUGUAGCGGCCGACCAGCGUCACCUUUGAAGUAUACAUGAGAGAAAUAUAUUUACAAAUGCUUUAUUCUCUUCUUUAAUAAAAAAUGCAUCAGUAUUCUAAAAUCA
Messenger RNA from Ailuropoda melanoleuca (giant panda), 3230 nucleotides. RefSeq names its product cerebellar degeneration related protein 2 like (gene CDR2L). Lineage: Eukaryota; Metazoa; Chordata; Mammalia; Carnivora; Ursidae. The coding region runs from base 92 to 1489 and encodes 465 amino acids. The transcript is spliced from 5 exons. The record is from RefSeq and is a predicted model, not a curated record.